AAUCUCUGCAUAGGAGUCAAGACAGGAACUUUGUCUCCAGUGGCUUGCCGUAGUUCGGCCCCCGCCUAUAAAAGGCUGCUGCGCGGCCACCGUAGUUCUUCCUCUCCUUUAAACCGGACUGACAUCACAUCACCGCGGAGCGUCUCUCAUCAGAACCAUGGCUGAGCUGCAGGAGCGUACCUUCAUCGCCAUCAAGCCCGACGGCGUUCAGCGCGGCAUCAUCGGCGAGAUCAUCAAAAGGUUCGAGAUGAAGGGCUUCAAACUUGUGGGCAUGAAGAUGAAACAGGCUUCUGAGGACCUUCUGAUGCAGCACUACCAGGACCUCAAGGACCGACCCUUCUUCCCUACCCUCGUCAACUACAUGAGCUCUGGUCCAGUGGUUGCCAUGGUGUGGGAAGGAAAGGGUGUGGUGAAGACGGGCCGGGUGAUGCUGGGCGAGACCAACCCUGCUGACUCCAAACCUGGAACCAUCAGAGGAGACUUCUGCAUCGAUGUCAGCAAGAACAUCAUCCAUGGCAGUGAUUCGGUGGAGAGUGCCAACAAGGAGAUCUCCCUGUGGUUCAAACCAGAGGAGCUGGUCAGCUACACCAGCUGUGCCUUCAGCUGGCUCUAUUGAGCUGCUUAGACCCUGACCUUUGACCUCAGACUUCCUCUCUUUAGCUGUUGCUUAGAUGAGGAACUCCACCUACAUUCCUCCUCUUCAUGCUGUUCUUGGAUGUGGACCGUCUUCAUUCCUGGAAAAUGUAACUGUAACCCGUCUUUCUGGCGGCUGUUAAAGGUUUAAUUUGAUUUGCAAUAAAUGCACAACAAUAAAACUGUU
This is a messenger RNA of Cyprinodon variegatus (sheepshead minnow), 820 nucleotides long. Its product is annotated as nucleoside diphosphate kinase B-like. Gene Ontology annotation, molecular function: nucleoside diphosphate kinase activity. NCBI's taxonomy places the organism in Eukaryota, Metazoa, Chordata, Actinopteri, Cyprinodontiformes, Cyprinodontidae. The record is from RefSeq and is a predicted model, not a curated record. The transcript is spliced from 5 exons. Bases 158 to 616 code for a protein of 152 amino acids. Gene Ontology annotation, biological process: UTP biosynthetic process; GTP biosynthetic process; CTP biosynthetic process.